Molecule: messenger RNA, 2661 nt
Organism: Nematolebias whitei (Rio pearlfish)
Lineage: Eukaryota; Metazoa; Chordata; Actinopteri; Cyprinodontiformes; Rivulidae
Gene: mysm1
Product: Myb-like, SWIRM and MPN domains 1
Exons: 20
Coding region: 8-2551 (847 amino acids)
Biological process (GO): double-strand break repair
Cellular component (GO): BRCA1-A complex; BRISC complex
Molecular function (GO): polyubiquitin modification-dependent protein binding; metallopeptidase activity
Source: RefSeq, a predicted model, not a curated record
GUCCAUCAUGGAGGAUGAUGUGGAUGUUGAUAUCGAAGGAGACGAAUUUGAAAGUAAUUUUAGAGAGCUGGACACAGGAGGUUUAGUCCAGGAGCAGUUCAUCCAGUCUGCUGGGAAAAGCAGCUCCUGGAUGCUGCCUUGGGAGCUGGACAGCUCCAUCAGCCCUGAGAACCGAGAGGUGAUCGAGAGGAUGCUGCUGGAGGAACAAUAUUAUUUGACAGGAAAGGGAAUUCCUGACAACAUUUUGCACACUGAUUCCAACAAAAAGCCCAAAGUGAAGAAGGCUCCUUCCAAGAGCUUAACUUCAGCAUCUGCUUCAUUGUCUCGCUGGUCCAAACAGGAGAAAAAACUCUUUGAGGAAGGACUGACCCAGUUUGGCCGAAGAUGGACCAAGAUUGCCAAGCUGGUGGGCACUCGUAGUCUUCUUCAGGUGAAGAGUUAUGCCAGGCAGUAUUUCAAACACAAGGAAAAGUCAGGGUCCAACGCUGCAGCUCCCUCUACCAGUCCUGAGUUUCACCCGCAGCCUCCUCAGCCCAUUCCGAGCAGUGUGUCCUCUCUGGCCAAUGCUGUCCGCAUUGAAAGACUUUCUGAUGAUGAGGAUGUAGACAUCACUGAUGACCUGAAUGAGGAUGAAAGAGCAGACACCAAAACUGAAGUCUGUGGGCCAGAGCAGCAGAAAGGGACUGAGUGUCAACCAGAAAGUCCCAGAGAAGAGCAAACAGAAGUGAGUCUGACUGGGGCUGAGUGCAGCCACGAGACCGAGGACCAACUCUAUAACAGCUCACCUUCUCUGCAAAGUCCUCAAAGCUCGCCUCCCCUCGUUUGCACUGAGGAACAUGGAACAAGUGAUAAACAUGAGAAAGUUGUAAAGACGGGAAAUUCUGAAGAGCAAAAGACUGAUGCAGAAGGAGGUCAAAACUCUCAGUGUGACAUUUCAGCACAAACUGAUCCAUCAGGUGAAGCUCAUUGUGACACCACAGAAUAUGUUUAUAAGACUGAGGAUCACAGACUAAAUAUGAAUGAAGAGGAGGAUGAAGAAGAGGAGGAGCUCAAGGCCCCUGAGCAGGAAAUAAUGAUGGACACAGAAACAAUCGCUGAGGAGGAGAAACAAGCCAUACCUGAGUUCUUUGAGGGACGACCAUCAAAAACCCCAGAAAGAUAUCUGAAGAUUAGAAACUACAUCCUGGACCAGUGGCUGAAGAGCAAACCCAAGUAUCUGAACAAGACAUCGGUGCGCCCGGGUCUGAAGAACUGUGGAGACGUUAACUGCAUUGGCAGAAUACACACCUACCUGGAGCUCAUUGGAGCCAUCAACUUCAACUGUGAACAAGCUGUGUAUAAUCGCCCAAAAGUGGUGGACCGUUCUAAACAAAAGGAGGGCAAAGAUGUGCUGGAGGCCUAUCAGCUUGCUCAGAGACUGCAGAGCAUGCGAACCAGGAAGAGGCGAGUGCGAGACAUUUGGGGGAACUGGUGUGACGCCAAAGAUCUGGAAGGGCAGACGUAUGAGCAUCUCAGCGCUGAGGAGCUGGCUUUGAGGAGGGAGGAGAUGAAGAAGCAGCCUAAACCCUGCAAAAUGUCCAGAUACCGGGAGUCUUUUGAUCCGUUUCAGCUGAUUCCCUGUAGGUCUUUUGAAGAAAUUGUACAGGAGCCAUUCCAGGUUGUUGUGUGUGCAGAGACUCUUCUCAUCAUGGAUAUGCAUGCCCACGUAUCACGAGGGGAAGUCAUUGGUCUGCUAGGUGGAACAUUCAGUGAAGAAGCAAAAGUACUGAAGGUCUGUGCAGCAGAGCCGUGCAACAGUGUGAGCACAGGUAUGCAGUGUGAGAUGGACCCAGUGUCUCAGACACAAGCCUGUGACGUGCUAGUGUCCCUGGGCCUCAAUGUGGUGGGCUGGUACCACUCCCACCCCUCCUUUCACCCAAACCCGUCAGUGCGAGACAUAAACACGCAGGACCAGUUUCAGAGUUAUUUCUCUCGAGGUGGAGCUCCAUUUAUUGGGAUGAUAGUGAGCCCAUAUGACCCAGCCAACCCCUCCCCAUACUCACAAAUUACCUGCUUGUUGGUUAAAGAGAGCCCGGAGCCCUCAAGUCCCAACAAGCUGCCUUACAGAUUUAACUUCCUGACGUCACAUGACAUCCCCGACUGGGAUCAAACCAUGAGGAGGGCUCAGUGGAUUGUACAGAAAUAUGCUCAAGCUCUCGGGAGUGUGCACAUGGACAGAUUAUUUCGGAGAGACUCCAGUCUCACCUGCCUGGAGAAGAUGCUGGUGUCUCUGGCAAGUUACUUGGAGCCGCUUCCAGAUGGGGAGGGAGAGUUGUUCCUCACUCAGAUCCAGUCUCUUUUCUGGUCCGACUUUAUUUCCAAGCAGCAGUUCUCAGAUACAGAAGAAGAAAAAACAAUUUCAUCCAAGUCAGUGGAUUUAGAUGACUCUGCUCAUGGUCAGCUGAUCUGCCAGGAUGGACACCAGAAAGGAGGGGGCGUUCCUGAGACUGACAGCAGCUCAGUGUUGCAUUUAGGGUCAGUGUUGUCAACGGAGCACGACUAUUUACUGUGAAGAACUAUCUGGUAACUAAACUUGUUCUAGACCACAAAGUUAUAAGAGUUUUGAAAAUACAGUGAGGUUUUGUAUCAGUAUUAUUAACCCACACAUUUAGUUUUAAAUUA